CUCUCUCCCAUACGUAUAUAUAAUAUAUGCUAAGAGGCUCAUAAUAAAUAAUAAUAAUUACUAUAAUUUUUCGAAACUAUUCUCCGCAAUAAUUUUAUCGCCACUAGGGUGGGUUCUCGUGCUAGGGUUUCCUUCGCGGAGCAAUCGAAUCCAAUCGCAUCGAAUCGAAGCUUCGAGAUCGAUCGAUCGAUCCAUGGAGGCCGAUUCGUGGAGCCGCCUCUCCGCCGCCGCCUCGAAGCGCCUCCUCCAAUCGCGAUACGAUUUGUACCUAGGGUUCGAAGAGGUGGACGGCGAGGACGACGAGUCGCGGGCGGAGUUCAACUGCCCCUUCUGCGCCGAGGAUUUCGAUUUCGUGGGGCUUUGUUGCCACAUCGACGACGAGCACCAUGUCGAGGCUAAAAAUGGGGUAUGUCCCAUUUGUGCAGAGAGGGUUGGAAUGGACUUGGUUGGGCACAUGACAAUGCAACAUGGAAGUUACUUCAAAUUGCAACGUAGACGUAGAUUUCGCAAAGCUUCUACAGGGUCCCAUUCUCUGCUUUCUUUGUUGCGGAAGGACUUGAGAGAUGGCAAUCUACAAGCUCUUCUUGGAGGAUCUUCCUGUACGGCUGCUCCUUCUGCAGUUGCACCCGAUCCAUUGCUGUCAUCUCUGGUUUACAAUUUGCCCAUAGGUGAAUCACCGAAAGGUUUACAAGCUGAGUCACUGGAUAAUGCCUUUUUGAUUAAUGACUGUUCAGAUGAAAAAGUUGUAGAGAGAAAAAGAACCGAGCCGUCCCUCUCCGACAAGGAUCAGGAAGAGAGAGCCCGAAGGAGUGAGCUCGUGCAGGAGCUCGUGCUUUCGUCAAUCUUCGACAACACUUUAUGAGGGAGUGCUUCGUGUGCAACAACAGCAGCAGAAGUGCUUCUCAGGAAGCAGAUGAUUGUUCGCAGAUCGUACCUACCAUUGCUUUCUUUUGUGGUUCUGUCGCCGCUUAUCGGACUCUUCAAAGAAGAAGAGCAGGGGGGAUUCAACCUAUGGCAUGUAUGUAUGUAUGUUGGCUACUACUCUAUUGCAGGGAAAAGAGGGAGAAGAGCGAGAGAAACUCAUGUAUUUAAUACUUGCACUGGACAUGUUAUAUUCGGUACUAUUUUUUGGAGGGGCACUUCGCAUAUUUGAAAGGGGAAAUAGCUCCACCGUUUUCUACUCUCCGUACAAGUUUAUGCACCCGAUUGUAUUUUGUGGGGGGGGCUUGUUGUAUUUGUCAUUUUAUUUAUAUCAUCAUUGAGCUUUAUUAUAAAGCAUUACACUUCGUUUAA
Molecule: messenger RNA, 1293 nt
Organism: Ananas comosus (pineapple)
Lineage: Eukaryota; Viridiplantae; Streptophyta; Magnoliopsida; Poales; Bromeliaceae
Product: protein DEHYDRATION-INDUCED 19 homolog 2-like
Exons: 6
Coding region: 194-862 (222 amino acids)
Source: RefSeq, a predicted model, not a curated record